AUGGUCAAGAUGGCCAUUCUACCUCGCCGCCCCGAACAUGUCGAUGUGCUCACCAUCCCGACGCCGCCUCUGCAACAGGCCGCCCUGUUUGUCAUCUUCUUCUUUACUGCUCUCGCUUUUGUCACAUACAGUUUGAGGGCGUACACGCGGCUCCGGACGCGAACAUGGGGUAUCGACGACUACCUGGUUACCGCCGCCAUGGUCUUCUCCCUGAUGAUGAUUGGGCCCUUCUACAUGUACAUUAAACUCGGCUACUUUGGCUGGCAUGCGGCGGAUGUACCCGAGUUUGAUCCGGCGCCAGGCAUGUGGUGGUUCUACCUCGCCCAGCUCUUUUACAACCCGAUCCUGGCGUUUGUCAAGGCCUCGGUGCUGUGCUUCCUGCUGCGUCUGGGCGGCCAGAAGCCUGGCGUGAAGUUCGCCAUCCACUUCCUGAACGCUUUCAACGCCCUCCAGGCCAUUGCCAUUUUCCUCGUCGCCGCCUUGCAGUGCUUGCCCAUCGAGGCCAACUGGGAUUUUGCCGUCAAAGCGGACCCAAACACGGUAUGCGUCGACAACUCGUUCCACGUCACCAUCUCUUGCAUCACCAUCCUUACCGACAUUGCCGUUAUCGCCCUGCCGUUCUGGAUCUUUUUGGGUCUCAAGAUGCCCAAGGCCGCCAAAAUUGCCGUGUUGGGUAUCUUCAUGCUCGGUCUUGCCGUCACCAUCAUCGGCAUCGUCCGUCUCCAAGGUGUCAUCAGACUCUUCUACGUCAAGCAGACCUCCAAAGACCCCUACUACGACAUCACGGUAACGCUCUCCGUCGUCGAAGCCAACGUGGCCAUCGUGUCGGCCUCGGCCCCCGCGCUCCGCCCGCUCUUCCGCUCCCUCCUGCCCGGCCUCUUCGGCGGCAGCAGCGCGCGCUACGGCGCCCACAACAAGUACAACUACGCCAACAGCAACUCUCCCUACGUCUUCUCGGGCGCGGGCGGCUCCGUCGCCGCGGCCGGCACCUCCCACCACCACCACCACAACCACGCGGGCUCGCGCCGCGACGCCAACGAGUCCUCGCUCGUUGGCGGCGGCAACCCCCACGGCAACAUCCGCCUCAAGAACUUGCGCAGCCCCAGCGGCAAGGGCGGCCACGCCGAGUGCCGCAGCAUCAGCCCCAGCGGGUCCGAGGAGGAGAUCAUGACGUAUAAUGGUAUCAUGCGCACCACCGACGUCCAAGUGCAUUACGAGGGUGACCGCGAUAGCCGCGCUGCGCAUCGCCAUGAUAUGCUGCGUGCUGGUGGAGGUGGCGGUGAUACCACGGAUGUGGAAAUGUCGAGUCGCGCGUCGAGUGACUUGAAGGCAGGGGGGAGGGAGCAGGUGGAGAAGAGGACUUUGUGA
Chaetomium globosum CBS 148.51 is the source of this 1368-nucleotide messenger RNA. RefSeq lists its product as uncharacterized. The transcript has 3 exons. The coding region runs from base 1 to 1368 and encodes 455 amino acids. NCBI's taxonomy places the organism in Eukaryota, Fungi, Ascomycota, Sordariomycetes, Sordariales, Chaetomiaceae. The record is from RefSeq and is a predicted model, not a curated record.